Tigriopus californicus is the source of this 1627-nucleotide messenger RNA. Its product is annotated as zinc finger protein 26-like. Gene Ontology annotation, biological process: regulation of transcription by RNA polymerase II. Bases 209 to 1435 code for a protein of 408 amino acids. The transcript is spliced from 2 exons. Lineage: Eukaryota; Metazoa; Arthropoda; Copepoda; Harpacticoida; Harpacticidae. Gene Ontology annotation, molecular function: DNA-binding transcription factor activity, RNA polymerase II-specific; RNA polymerase II transcription regulatory region sequence-specific DNA binding. Gene Ontology annotation, cellular component: nucleus. The record is from RefSeq and is a predicted model, not a curated record.
AUAGUCGCUGAACCGUCUGAAGAAAGCGUUGAAGUGUCUCCGGCAUUACGAAAAAUCGAAUAGAUAUCGAUUUGUCAGUCUGGGACGUUGGUUCCAACCACAGUUCCAACCAAAUAAGGGGCUUUCUCUUUGGUGUAAUUCCUUCGGGGGACGUCAGAGGGCGUCGUGAGUCUUUUAUUGAGCCAUUGGUGGUUUUGCCUCGACCAACAUGGAAGGACACCUCCUUGGUUCCAUCAAAUUGGAACCUGAAGACAAUGGAAGCUUUGAAAUCGAUCUCAAAUCAACGGUCGUUCUACCGAUAGAGGCCCAAGAAUGGCCGGACCAAGACCAAGAUCCAAGCCAAUUUUUCCGUUGCUUCAAAUGUGAACAUCCAUUUCACACGGAUCUGGGUCGUCGAAACCAUGAAAGUGUGUGUAAGGCAGGAGGAUCGGAAUCGGAUCUGGUGUGUUCCAAAUUCGACAAGAGCCAUGAGGAAACACUAAACUACCGUGCCACUGUGAUGAUAUUUGAAAAAUCGCUAUUCCAAGACAAAUGCAGGGACAUGGAUGAAGACAUGCCACCAGAACUCAACGAUGUCCCAAAAACGAAAAAAUCCAAGUCGUUUCAGAUGGAUUUGUCGUGCCUUGUGUGUCGGUUGUUGUUCCCAAAUUUGGAACGAUUUGCUCAGCACGAGGUCGCUCACACGUACUUGACCAAGGUUGAACGUACUUGUCCACACAUUUGCGGUGAUUGUGGACAAGACUUUCCAACCUUGGAGGCCGUUGACUUGCAUAUAAAAAGUGGUUCCAAUUCUUGUUCCAACCGACCCAAAGUUAUUUACCCGUGUCGCAUCUGCGAUCGCAUGUUCCAAAGGCGAGACAAACUCCGAGAUCACAUCAUGGAUCAUCUCGGCGGGGUUCUAAGCGAUCCUAAGUACAAAUGCAAGUAUUGCCAGAAGUCCUUUGAAGGCGUUUCUUUGUUCGCCAUUCACCUUCGCAGUCAUCGUGGCCGCGACUCGAUUGUAUGUAAAACGUGUCGGAAAACUUUCCAUUCCGAAUCUGCCCUAAGGAAACAUGAAAGGAUCCAUUCAGGAGAGAAGCCCUUCUGGUGUGGGAAAUGCCCGGCCAGGUUUUUCGCUCGUGAAACACUGAAUCGCCAUCAAAAAGUGCACGCCAAAAAUGCAAUUGAAGAUCCUCUCUGUGGAUCGAUGAAUUCAUGCCAAUCUUGCAACAGAGAUUUUUUAAGGAAAGGAGACCUGGAGAAGCACCUGAAUCUAGUCCAUAAUCAUCACUUUGAUCAAUCCUUUGAUCCUAAAAAAUUGGCGCUUUCUCACUGCUUGAAACCCGUUGCAAAAACUUACGCCAGAAAGCGAGUCGUUAAAAUUGAGUCAUGUAUUUCCAUCAAAAGUGAGCCCUUGUUCGACGAUCAAAGCCUCAUAUCCCUUGACACAAGUUAAUGUAUUUUUUUCUACAAACAGGAACACACUACCCAGAACAUCAAAUUUUAUUCUUUAUUGAGGUCAGUGAUACAUGAUCUUAUCUUCAUUCAAUCAAGGACUUCUCUACCCUUUGAUUUGAUAGAGUUUCACAUUUCCAGGCCCAUGCAAUCCAAUAAAAAGUAUCACACAAUAAAACACAUUUGCAAGCUU